This is a messenger RNA of Drepanopeziza brunnea f. sp. 'multigermtubi' MB_m1, 4926 nucleotides long. RefSeq lists its product as uncharacterized. The record is from RefSeq and is a predicted model, not a curated record. NCBI's taxonomy places the organism in Eukaryota, Fungi, Ascomycota, Leotiomycetes, Helotiales, Drepanopezizaceae.
AUGGGGCCGACAUUAUUGCGAAGACCGUCGAAGCCAACGGCGUCAUCUCAGGAUGGCGAGCUACAAGUAGCCUUUGCGGAGUUCUCACAGCAUAUGGAAAAGGCGAAGAAGGAGCUAGGCAAAAUACCCCUUCCUCCUUCAAUGGACAAAAUCAAAAAGGUUCUGGGGACCUUUCGUAAAAGCAAAAAAUCGAUCAACCAGAUUCCCGUCGCCACCUUUAUCAAAGAACUCGAAAGGGAUGAUGACAACAUAUGCAGCCUUCUGGAAGCGCCCACCUUUAGCUUCAUACUGGAGAUUGCGCUGCAGAUGGAGGCCGGCAAGGAGGCUGAACGUGGUUUAUUCUUGCUCGCGAAGUCGUUGUUUGAGGAUUCCCUUGCCUCUGAAGACGAGAAGGCACUGGAAGUCAAGAAAGGCGUCAUUGGGGCCAAGUGCCUGCUGCCUCUCCUCGAGUUCUUCCUUGACGAGACAAGUGAUUUUGGCAUGCGCAGAUCAACUGGCUUGCUCUGCAUCCAGCUUGUAUCUGGCUGCGAGGAAAACCGCCUGAAAUUGGACAUGAUGAAGGAGGACACUAGAAGAAGCAUCGGUGCCAAGCUUAUUCAAGAGCCCGAUGAAAUUCUGAAGGUCAUAUGCGCUCACUUGAUCAGGGCCAUAUUUAGAGAGGGCACACCUCUCGAGUCCCUGUUCCCCCUCAAUUACGACGAGAGUCUUUACGCCGAUUUUCCAGAAUCUAGUCAGGGCAAUGCUGGUUGGGGACUACAGUUCCAGCAGUAUAUGGAUAGCUUGCUUACGAGGGUUGAUGAUGUCCCAGACGCAAUUGGCGACCUGUUCUAUGCCAGUGCUGUUCAGUUGUCACCACCAAGACGUCAAUUUGGAGCCAGCCACCACAACGCCAUUCUUUUCAUUGACAUAUACCAGAUGUCAUUCUUGGCUCCAUCGCAAGAGGGACAUUUUGAUUCAACUCUCGACAUUCCUCUCUGUACCAUCAAGACGAUGACAAUUACGAGAGAUGUGGCAUCUCAAGUAGAUUCGCAAUGCAUCACCCUGGAGCUGGAGAAUGACCCAGUGGAAAAAGGCUUUUUGGACUCCAGACCUUCCCUUAUGAACAAAUUGUGGUUCUCAACCCUGACAGCCUGCGUAGACCACCUUCAGGAAGUUAUUGUGGGAGCCAACUCAGAGGUGGAAGUCUACGAUGGAGGACCAUCAGCUGCCGGCCCAAGUCAGCCCCUUUCACAGUCGCAGAAGAUAAAGUCAUCCUACACGCAUUUGACAGAGGAGAGCCCUGAGACCCAAAACUUGGUCCAGCCCAUUGCCGGUCCGAGCACAGAACCCAUCAGAUAUUUGGCAAGCCAAAAAGACUCUCAGCAGAAGAGUCUGCUCAAUGAAGAUUUGCGCGAUCAGAGCCCUUUGGCAAAGAAGUCCAGAAAACCUACUCAGGUAAGAUCUCAGGUGGCUGUUGAGAGCUCCGAUGCAUCCAAUGUGGAUGAUAUAUUCCAUGUGGAUGAUGAUGAAGCACCGCAAGACCCUGUCGAAGACAUUUACACAGCUAGCCCCAAGACUCUACUGAGUAAGGGGUCUGUCAUGAAGACCGCGCCAGCGAAGGUUAUCUCUGCUAUUCCUAGAAAGAAAAAGGUCAAACCAAAGGCAAAGAUACCCAUCGGUCGUCGUGGUGCUGUCAAUCAGCCCACGCAGAGCACUAAGGGCAAGCAAGAUUCUGUUGAUGACGAGAAGGUUGCUGUGAAGAAGCCUGCCUUAACCUCAAGAACUCAGGUUGAAGCCAAGGAAAUGCCUCUUGACACAAGCAAGAAGUCCAAGAAGAAGGCAGAGCCACGAGCGGCACCAGCCGCAGCUGCUAAGAAGGUGAAUGCUUCCGUCAGCCACGCCGCAAAGGUUCAAAAGACCGACAAGAAAUUCGCUCAACCCGCAAAGCCAGCUUCCGCAAAGAUAUACGGCCUACCAAAGCCAGCGCCCCCCAAGGUCCAGCAGCCCGAGUCUCCUGUAGAUGCUUUUGAGUUGCCUGAUGAUGAUGAUGAUGAUGAUGAUGAGUCCGGACCGCCAGAAAGAUCAACCAAGGGGGUGCCAAAGUCAGAUUCAAAGGCUCAAGCGAAGAUGCCUAAGAAAGAUUUGACUACCAAGAAAGACCCCAAGAAGCGGCACUCGGCUCCCGCUGCCUCGCAGAAGCCGGUAACGGAGGCAAGACACAGCCAGAGAGCUGCGGCGUCAAGAGCAAAGGAAAAAAUGCGUGGUGCAGACGAGAGCCAAGAUGAAGACGCAAUGGAGAUGGAAGUGGAAGUGGUAGAGCGGACAAAUACCCUUCCAACCAAGGAAAGGUCCAAAGCCAUUCAGAAUAGCAAGGAAAACGCUCAAGCCGUCGCAAAGCCUCCUCCUAAGUCAGAAAAAAAUGUCACCAAAUCCGCCAGUCUUCCAGUCGCAGAUGACGAGAACGAGAUUAAGCAGCUGCAAGCUGAUGAUUCUAGGGAGCUGGGGUUAUCUCCGAGCGAAUCUAUGGAUGUCGAUCAAGACCAGGCUGAUGAUCUUUAUUACGCUACGCCUCAAAAGCCGUCCCACAAGGCAGAGAUCAAGGGCGCUGCUUUCGAGGCGGCAAGCCUCUCUUUGGCAACUAGCCAGGAUAAAGCUAGAAGUUCAGGUCUUGAUCUUGCGAGUAAGCUUGGUGGCAUCCUCAGUCACCUAGAUAGCGGCUCCGAUCAACACGCGCCUCAGAAAACAUCUGCACAGAAGCCGAUUGUGAUGGAAGACCACAUAACAAACAACAAGUCGAAUGAACCUGAACAAGGCAAGGAUAAACAUAUCUCUGCAUUGCCAAGUACUGCUACCACAGCAAAGCCCACCAAGGAGCCCGACAUCAAGGUAAACCCCGUCCAAGCAUCCUCGCCACAUGGUGCGGGCAUUGGCCUUUCACCAUCCGAGUUUGAUUUUCCACCUGUUCCGUCUUCGACUCCUGCUGCUGUUCACGAGUCUGCUACGACGAUGUCUCUAGUGGACGAAAAAAGCAGGGAAGAGCCCAAGAAAGUUGAUAUGCCUAAUCUGCCCGUUUCUUUCAACAAGUUCAAGCCACAUCUCGUCAAUCAGACCCCGGUUAACUCUUUCAAACAGCCUCUGAAGCCGACCCCGAGAGAGGAUAGCAUCAGAAAAGACAAUGUGGCCGAGAACAGUACCAUUUCGAACCAGCCCGCAGUCGACAUGGAAGAGAAGCCCCUGGUGACUAACCAGCUGAAGAAGCGUAAGGCAACGGAGGCUGAUCCAAUGGCCCCUAAGCGUCGUCGGUCUGAGAAGGACGCAUCUGACCUGCAAACAACUCGCGAAAGCGAUACUGAGUCUGUGCCAAAAUCAGUACACAUUCAACGCAAGGCAGCUGUAGCCGAAACACCUACUCAGGGAAGCUCUGGCGUUAACAAGGAUCUUGAUCGGAAGCCUCGAAUCAUCGAAUUCAGCAGUCGAGGGCCACUCAAUCAAGGUGUUGCCAGUACUGAGGAUAUGCAAGAGAAGCGCGAAGUCGUGGCGGACAACGAGAAUGCAGGUCCUACUGUAAAGCUUCUAGACAGGAAGAGAAAGCGUGCGGCAGCAAAUCUUGCAGUAACCAGCCCGCCCAGUAAGAGGAAAGAAAGCAGUCCUAUGCAUGCGAAUAUUUUGGAUGACAUCUACGACGAGGACACGGGCAACAACGAACAGACCGCAGUUGAGAGUAGCCCUCCAAGAGCAGCAGUGCCUUCAAAACCAGUUCGCCAAAGAGUUCUCCCUCAACUGGCCUCUAGGACGAGCUCACAACCAUCACGUGUCAACAAAAAUGGAAGUCCAAUCGCUGACGGGAGUCCGGUGGAUCACAUGCAGAGGCUGAAAGAAAGAUUGGCCGCUGCCGAACCCAAGGAAGAUGUGCAAGCCUAUAAGACGGUAGCCCAAGUUGAUUCUACCCCUGUACGCGAGCGAAGGCACUCGCAGAUAUUUGGGCCAACUAUAUCUUUGGGAAAUAAGCUCAAGGCUCGGCCUUCAUCACCCGGUGAAGCAAGCAGUCGCUACGUGCCCCAUGAAGAAACAGACCUUGGUGCUUACAACGCUAUCAACUCGAAGCAAGUCAUUGAGCCUAAGCGAAGCCUAGCUGAUCCUUUCUUCGAGAGGCUUCGAAAGCCAAAUAUCUUUAUUGAGCGCCUUUACAGUAGUGCUUCCAAGGAUUACGCCCCAGAAACCGGCAGAUUCCGGUUGCAAGAAAGCAGCGAUGAGUCACUCAGCGCCUUGGUUCGGGGUUCACCUACUGCUCGGGUCCGGGGCCCAGCUGCUGGACGUCGACCCCAGACCGGACAGAUACUUCCUGAGCUUCCACGAGAAGCUAUCGAGACCAAGCCCCGUCAGAAGCAUACCAUCCAUCAAGAGGAAGAGAGACGUCGCGUUAAAAAGAGCCCCGAGAGAAAACGCGGCGCGACCCGACGGCAAGAAUACGAUGACUCGAUGCCCAGUGACAUGACCUCGGCUACAUCGUUGGAUUCGCAUUCCAGUGAGUCGACGAGAACCCCACUGCAAGAAGUAUCUGCUGCAAACAAAACGUGGAAUGUUGCGUUGCGUCCCCACUACAAUACCGUUGGCCAAGCAGUCCAUCGAAUUGCAGAAGAAGUCAUCAUUCGACUAUCGGCAGAAGAGGAUAAGAUGGCUCUUCUCGUCACGCAUUAUCAGGAGAACGGUACCAAAAUUCUAGACGGCAUCGUGAAGAAGCGGGAGGGUGAAAGACAGACCAUGUGCAACAAUCUCGAGGCAAAGAGAGCAGAAAUGGCAACCGCCUAUUCCGAAGCAAGAGACAUUGCCAUGCAGUCUGUAGAUGAUCUUCAGGAGAAUGCGACCAGUCAUUUCGAGAAGGGCUGGCGGCAGAGGCAAGAAUCGAUCCGCAAAACCAUCCGUCAAGGCCGAGAUUCCGACAACUGA